AUGGAAAAAAUUCUAGAAGAACUUGGCCUUGGAACACUUAAACAACGGUUUGCAGAAGAACGUAUCGAGCCGGAGAUUGUUUUGGCAAUGACUGAUGGAGAACUUACACAUCUUGGUGUCUCCACCAUGGGUGAUCGGAUUCGUCUUCGACAAAUUUGUAGAGUUUCCAUAUCCACACAAAGUGCAGAGCAAUCCAACGUUAAUUCAGAGGGCUCAGAAUCGUCUUUAAAUUCGUCUGGUGGCCCAUCUUCAGCUUCAUCUUCAGCUUUUGUUGCAUCGGAAAGAUCUAGGCUUUUUAAUCCUCGCCAUUCAAGAACAACUUCACGAAAAAGGAAGGCAACUCGUGGGCGAACAUGGACUGCGCAAAUUCUUUGUCUGGCUGAUCGUCAGCAAACAAAGAUUCCUAACUCUAUUGAAAAGCAAAUAUUGCGUAAUGCAGGAUUGGGUUUGAAAAAAAUUAAAUUUGAAGUCAGCGAUAACGCUCAACAAGUUGUUGACACAAUCAUGUCUGAUGAAAAAGCUGAUAAUGAUGAACCAAUCGGUUUCCCUCAACUUCGUCAGAGUGGCGGGUUUGAGUUGCUCCGAUGCUUACCUAACUGCAGAGAGUUGCGCAUGAUUGACUGUCCAUGGACUGUGAGAAACCUGAAAGCCACUCUUGGCAGUCAAUCUAAAAUCUAUGCUAGACCCAUUCAAAGAAACUUUCAACUAGUUCAAUCCAGCCUGAUGCCAAUAUCUAGGUUCGAGAAAAAUGCCAAGGUUGCCAGGAAGAUUUUAUGUUGAGUGAACAUCUAUACACCUGUACAGCUGGCAUUUUAAAUUCAGAUUUGUCCGAUGAAAAUGAUUUCAACCAGCCACAACAAAUUCAACCUACCAAUGCUGCAGCCCAUAUGGACAUUAACAGUGAGCAACACACUACUUUAGGGGAUAUAUUCGAACAUCAAACAACUAUUGCUGACCAACAACCUAGUGACAGUGCUGAACAGCUAACAAGCAACAAUGAAACUCCUGUCAGUAUUCAUAUUAACCUGAAGUUCAGGCCCUAAUUUGAAAUAGGGCCUGACACAAAACCUGUCUAGACCGUGGGGCACCCACAUGUUAUUUUUAGACACAACGUGCAAUAUGAUUGACAAGUGUUAUAGAUUUCGUUACACAAAAAAAUUAUAUUCUCAUGAACAUGUCCGCAGAGUGUGCAUUUUGCUUUAUAAUUAAACUUAAAAAUCCAAGGUACUUUUAUAUAAAUAAGAUUCAGACAAAGAUUUAAUUAGUCAGUUCUGUGCACGGCUAGACUGCCAAGCUUUCUCAAGGUCUCAACUUGCUGGACGCAGAUAUUAGGGAUACUCAGGCAUGUUAAUGCCUGGGUCUGCCCACAGUUGGAUGAUAUCUUGCGCGCGUGUUGCACACGCGAUCUGUCAGUAAUGCGUCUGUUAGAAUAUUCGCCCCUUGUGCGAGUAUUUUAGUGAAUUCGGGCGUUUGCUUCAAAUCAAAAUAUAGUAUAUAUGAGCGACAGGAUUAUUUUGGUAUAUACAAUGCAAAGAAGUCGGUAUACUAUUCAGUUUUGAUGUAAUAAUUGGCUCUUUGUAUAGCAAUAAGUAUUGUAUCAUUUGCGACAGCUGACCUUUGAACUGCUGAUAAAUAAAAGCUUCUUAUAGUGCGCUAUCUUGCGAUUAUUCAGUAUUAAUUGUUGACUGUUUCUUAUUUUCAAUGAAAAAUAGCUUGUGAAUUACAAAUUAAUAGCACAUAUAGUUCACUUGGUCUUUUCCACCAUGGCAUACUUCCCUUCAAGCAUUAACUAUGCUUCAAGAUAUCGGCUUGAAUGCGAAAUGAAUGUUGUUAUUGGAAAGAUAAUAUCCCUUACAAUAAGCGGCAGACUGUUUCAUUAUGGCGCGUGAAAUUCAUCACGCGAAAAAUGCGUUCGACUUGCAGCAGGCUAAUUUGACGAAAUUUUGCUAUGUUUGUUAGCUAAAAACAUUAACAAGGGAACAAAGUUUCCUGCGUUAAUUUGGAAACCGUACAUUUAUUUGUAGAUAACAUUUAAUGACACGAUUAACAUUUGUUUGAUGCCGAUCAUCGUAAUAUAGCCGCAUAAAAUAAUGAAACGAAGCCUAAAUGUAAACUUUCCGAAUUUAUUCGAUAAACAGUGAUAUUAUGUGUGAAUGAUUAUCGCAAUUCUGCGUCCUCUCAGUCACGAAAUAUACUGCUGCAGAGCCUCUGAGUAAAAAGUAUAAUUUUUUGUGUUGUUUUUCGAAAUAUACAUCAUGUGAUUGUUGUCAUGACAACAAAAAGUAGGUCAACUUUUAGAAUCUCCUUUGUUAAAUCAUAUAAAACUUAAAUGGUAAUAAUCAAGGCCAUACUUAUUUUUUAAUGAUUUUUUGUUUAUUUUCGCUAAAUACACAAACUGAGACCCAGGCAUUAAUGUACCACCUGAGUAUACUUUAUUAUUAAAACGGGCUAACAACAGCAACAAUGAAAUUCUCAAUCGUACCACGAAGAAGGCGAUGUAGCUCAGAAAACAAUGCCGGUAGGACCUGAUAUUAAAAAUAAGACUUUUGCCGGCGAAGCCAGUUGGCAAAACAUCUUGGCUGUCAACAACAAGCUUUCGAAUACAUGACUAGUUUGGCUGUUCUUUCGGCGUUGUGUGUCCAAAAUUCGUCCAAGAUUUUGAUAAAGCCCUUUCAAAAUACUGUUUGUUUGAUUUAUUUUCUGCCAUAAAGCAUAAAAGAAAAAGAAAUUAGAAGAAAUUGAUAAUGGAAUUUGUACGUGCGUUUGACCUUUAUAUUAAUUGUCGCCUUGACCGAGCUAUUUUUAAAACUGUUGUUUAUGUAAACUUGCAACCAAUCAAAAUCCUUCAUGAUGCUGAUCAACCAAUCAGAUUUCCCGUCCACCAGGUGGACGGGAAUCUCACACUUUAGAUAGGUUUUGUGUCAGGCCCUAUUCUGUGAUUAGGGCCUGAACUUCAGGUUAUAUUCAUAUUGAACAACCUAGCAUUAACAUUGAAAUUGAAACAAACAAUUCAGCAAUUGUAAGUGAUCAAAUAAACUUGAGUGGUCCACAUCAGGAUAUUAACUCAAUUCGAUCCGCCAAUAUUAAUUUCCGACGUAUAUGACGGGAAGAUUAAAUAUUAAAGAACUUCGCGAGUAUUUGCAGUAGACAUACGAAAAUACCACCAAAAAAUUCCGCUUGAUCGAUACUAUAUAUUCAGAAAUAUUCAUAAUUUUAUUGUUUCUCGCUCAAUUUCAAGCGAAUUUCUUACCUUGAAAUGAUCAAUGCGGUGAAAUUUAUGCAAAUGACACAUUAUCAAUUUUGCUGUUGCAUUUUGAAUGUUCCGCCUGAUUCAAAUGCUCGUCUUUUUGCUUCUUUUCAACGUAUAAUAAUAACAAAUAUACCAAAAGAAUCGCCAUCUUCCAUUCUAUAGCUCGGAGCAGUCUCGGGAAAUUGCAAAAUAAUCUAAGCCUAUUAUGGCAAUUCUCGUGAUCGGAAAGUGUUCGGCCAACUUCGGACGCCAAAUUCUUGGUAAAGCAUUACAGUUUCCUGGUAAAAGACUGCAGGAAUCACUUCCGGAGUGUUUGUUUACCCUAGAUACGGAUUUUGAUUGGCUUAGGCAGAAAAACAAAUCUUUUAGAGCAAUUUUCCUGAUUAUCGCGCACGGGAACGCACGAGCGUUGAAAUGUAUUGUGUUGUAGUUUUGUUUGAAUCGCAUUCUGAAGACGUUUUUGGCUUUAUUUUGCAAACUGAUAGUGCUAGUAAUGAUGGAAUGUCUUCGUAUGAAGACAAGUAUCUCAACCUGGCAUUGGGAGUCGUGUCUGGAGUUUCAAGGCAAGUAUUUGUAUCAUUUCUAGACAAUUUCUAUUUCAAUGUUUUGCCGUUGCCAUGGCGUUGUAAAUUUAUUUGUAUUUAGUAUAGCUUCACUAGUACGACCAAGUAUGUCCUCAUAUCGCUUUUUUGUGUUGAAAUAAUCGUUUCAUACUGAAAUUGACAAAUAUAAAUGGUAUUUAUUUAUAUUGUUGACGAAAAUUUAUGGUGUUUUAGGCAUAAAAAUCUCUGAUUCCUAGGCGAAGUAAAAUGAGUCUUGAGCACAUGUUUGGUUGUUUGUUACAUACAUAAUACCCAAGUAUUUAUACUUAUAUCUUACUAGUUGGCUUUUAUUAUAAUUUUAAGUGGCACCAUGUCUAUAAAAGUUUUUAUUCGCACUGAUGAAUAUAUUGAUCCUGUUCCUAUCUGCUGUUCCUGUUUCAUAGCCUCAGGGAAGUAGAGUUCUGAUGAGUCAUGAGAACCCCACUCACCAACCCAGAGGGAAGGUAGGGGGAUGAGUAGAGGUAGAGGGAAGCCCAGCCAUUAGGACCUAAGGUUUCAAAAGCUCCCUGUCUAGCAUCCCCACUAGGCCCCAUAGUACAUGACGGAUAUGAUGAUCCUGACGCCAGGAAUGUUCUCCCAGAUUUUGCUCCUCACUGACAUGUCCGGGAUCCAUUUCGAUCAACUGUGAGCUUGAGUUCAUUUGGCUCAAUGAACUGUGAGCUUGAGUUCAUUCGACUCUUUUUUACUAAGGGAAUGCUUCAGGAGGUAGUUUCCUGGCCAUACCAAUACAUAUGCCCACAUACAAAUAACUCUUGAAAAAGUUAUCCCCAUAUACUAAUAAAAAAGGGUCUUGCAGUCCACCAACCUUGAGAGGUUGAUUGCCUUUUAGUAUAAUAUGCAGGUUUGCUAAAGGUCGACAGUGAGAUUGAAAAUUAUUGGAGUGUAAAAACCUUAUAUCAUGGUCUGUGGGCAAUAGACAUAAUUUCUCGGGUUAGGUACAAAGCGCUUAUGGCGUUUGUGAAUAUGGUAGAUCCUGUACUAAAGACUACAGCAAUAAACUGCAUCAACAACUGUACCAUCCGUCACAGAAUAUUGUUGUUGCAGACAAACACACUGUCAAAUCAAGAAAUAGGUUGGGGGUUAGGCAGUUCAUGAAAGCUAGAUGACGUACUGUGUGGGGAAUAAAUCUGUGGGUUGCUGCAGACAAUCCUAAUGGUUAUAUUGCGACUUUUAAAUUUAUACAGGAAGAAGUCCAGAUAUUCAUCGCAACAGAUUUGGGUAUGACGUGGUGAUCUGAUAUCAGUUUGGUUACAGUCUUAGGUCUUUUGUAGUACAAUAUAAAGGAAAUAUUUUCACCACAUAAUCCAAUUAUGUGCUUUGGCAAACAUUACUGCCUUGGAAAACAUUACUUUUUUAUAACUACUAAUUAUGAUGAUGCCAGCCCAACAACACUUGGUCAUGCUAUUUGCAAAUAUUUUCAUGUUCUAGAUUGUGAAAACAAUCAAUUUCUAAACAAAUGAGUAGUGAUUAUUUCAAAUUUGAAUAGCAUGACCAAAUUUUGAGGCUGGUUAUGCCACUAAUAACUAAAGUCAAUGGUGUAAUGAUUAUCUAAGAAUGUAUGUAGUAACUGUAGAAAUAAAGACAUUUUGCUAAUCAUGAUUUGAGUGUUCUUUUGUGGGUAUCACAGACUUAUUUUGGUGCCAUACUAUCUUUGGAGAGUAAGAAAUAUUGGAAAUUUGUAUUGAUAACAUGUUGCAGCAAUAAAAAAGGACCUUUGAUAAAGGUAUUUGUUUCAUGUGAGCACAAAAUGUAAAUUUUACUCCACUACCUAGUUUAUAUAAAAAUUCAAUAAAAAUAUUUCUAUUUAUGCUACAUGCAUGAAACUUCGGGUACUUGUAGAUCAUAACCGUGUCUUUCAGUCGUAUUCAUAAUUUUUUUUGACAUAUUUGAAAUUUGAACCGCUAAAUACAUUUAUGCAUAAUUGCAACAUUUUUUUAUAUCAUAAUUUAUGCAAAUUUAUGCGAGUGAAUCGUUAACCAAGCUCCGGAUGAAAUUGAAAUUGGUAUCGUUGGGAAGCAGAAGUCCUCCUCUUUCGAACGAUGCAAUUUCUGUUUCCGUGCGAUGUAUAGUUUGAGAGAUAUAAGCGUUUGAAACAACACCACUCGAAAUUGCUACUUUUCGACCGGAUGAGAAUGAGUUAAUGACAACAGCCCUAUUUUUGUAGAAGAUGACAUACAUGGUCCUAUGGAUAUACACCAACUCAAUCACCUAGUUGAUGAAGUAGUAGAGCAGUGCAAGAAAAGCAAUAUGGUCAGUAACAAAGAAAUUCUUCGUUUAUUACAGUGAAAAAUACUACAAGGGAGGAGUCUGGAUAUUGAAAGGGAAGAUGUAUGCCCAGAAGGUGAGACAACCUACAUUUAUGUGGAUCGUGACAACUUAUUGUAAACUGCAUUGGAUGAGAUAGCAGCUAUAGAAAAUAUCUUGCUUACAUUGCACGUCCAAUGGAGAGGUAUAGUACUGAAAAUUAUGUUUAUAGUCACAAAAACUUGCAUUUCUAAUAUCAGAGGUUCUUUUCCAGAGGUUCAUUUCAAUAGCUUACACUUUCGCAUUUAAAAAAUUAAGGGGUCUCAUCUCCCUUUUGAAUUAUUCCCUUAUACCGAUGCCUGCUUUUUGUGAUCGAGCUUUCCCCUCUUUUACAGUAACUGUUUCAGAGAGCAAAGUGUGACAGGUUAAACUUGCAAAUGGCAGUUAAGGUUGUGUGUUUUAUCUAGCCUUCUAGUAUAAACAAUGGUCAAACGAGAGCAUGUAUUGCUGGCAUACAAUUUUGAAUAUUUGUGUCUCAAAUCCUGACGCUAUAUUAAUGAUAUGUUUUCUGCCGAGCUCAAUAGUAAAUGUAGGCGUAUGGUUCCAUCCUAAUUUGGUAUUGCGAUAAGAAUUUAUUAAGUCACAUAUGUCAACUGCUCUCUCCUCCACAGAGGCUUUUGUUGGCUAUGUAAAGUGUGAUGAAAUGUAUCUCAAUACUAAUCGUAAUCAUGGCCUCUGCGGAAAAGAGAGUGUCAACUGCUAAAAGAGUAUGCGAGAGAAGACAUCAAUUCAUGAAAUUGGUCUUGAAAUAUGUUAUCUCAAAGCAUAUGUAAUGUUCUAUUUUGGGAAAACAGAGUUUCAAACAUAAAACAACUCUUGAAUAUUUUAUUUUGAAAUAUAAUAUAAACAUAUAAACCUAUUUUAAACUGAAUUUAAUUUGCACAAAAUUAGACAUUUCAUAUUUAGAAAACAGAAAGUAGAGGAUUAUGAUUGCAGUUUUGGGGUAGAUAUUCAUGCAUGCUCAAACUAUGACUUUGACUGAUUUAAUUGAGAUGCAAUAAAAACUAAACAAUUCUUUUCUUAAUUAAAAACCUAUUUUUAUCUAGCAAGCUGAGGAUUAUGGUGGACCGAGACGAGAAUUUUUCCGAUUGGUUCUGCAGGCGAUAAAGGAUAAAUAUUUUGACCAUGGAUUAAGAGAGCUUUUGAGUGAUGAAUAUGAAAUUGUUGGAACAAAUAAUAAUGGGUAUGCUUAAACCAUUGAGCUGCAAUGCGCCCUACUUAUUUUUUUACUUGUCUAGUGCCAGCUCAUUUUACUCAUCGAUGGGGAAGCUCUGCAGCUUUAAAGUAGGGAAGUUUGACAAGUUUUUAAUUGAACAUAGUAAAAACUCAAGUGGGGCAUUUUGAAGUGCAUUGCCAGUUAUGGGUAGAUUAUGUUGCUUAAUCAUCCAAAGCAACAAACUAAAAUUCUCAUCAUAUUUACCUUAUUUGCAAAAGAUCAGUACUUGUCAACAGCUGAAUUAAUAAUCAUACCCAUUAACUGGUAAUAUGACAUCUUUAGUAUUUUUAUCUAUGCACUACCAGGCAAUUUUACUCAUCAAGGGAAAAGAGUCUUAAUUGCCAGUUAAUGGGUUAAAGGCAUUUCAAACCUACCAUAAUGGCAGAGUUGACUAUACUUUUAUUAUUUUGUUAUAUUUAUAUAGGCCUAAGCAUCUUGUAAAAUGGGAAACUUCCACAGUUUAUUCCAGCUGAUGUCAUUGCUGCCAUUGUUGAUAUGAAUAACACAUCACGCUGUAUCGAAAAACUUAGAAAUGGUUUAAAAAAAUUGGAAUCUUCCAGGUAACAAGCUAUUCAUUGUCAUAAAAAAAAUUUUACAUUUUGUGUCAAAGUAUAAUUUCCAAAAGAAAGGAUAAAACAUUCGCAGGCAAGAUCAUAAAGGUAUGAUUUUCAACACUAAAAUACUACUACAGUAAGUAUGUAGCACUAGGGCAGAUGGUUGCUCAACGGCCAGACCUAUAAGGGGCCAUUCACAAAGGAUGUCCGGCCAAAUAAAUGAUGGAUUUUCAGACCCCCCUCCCCCCUUGUCCGAAUUAGUGACCCCCUCCCCCGGAGAUCCGCCAUGCCUCGCAAAAACUCAUGCAGCCUUGUAUAUGUCAAGAGUAAAAAACUUUUUUUACUCUUAGAACUUUUUUAUAACUAUAAAUGUGAAUGCAAAAACAUGUAAAUUACAAAUUAAAACAAAAUCUAGUAUUUACCGCAUAGUCAAAAUGCCAAUUUCACAAUGGGAGGGAGAGUUCAAAAUAGAGGAAAAAGAAAUUUGUUUUUGAUUUUUCUAAAAUUUCGGACAUCCGGAUUGCUAAAAACCCUCCUCCCCCCCUACGUCCGAUUUUGUCCUGAUUUUCCAAAUCCCCCUCCCCCCCUCUUGGCUUGGACAUCCUUUGUGAAUGACCCCUUAAAUCUUAAUUAUAUUUCGUUCGAAACAUGUACUGAUGUACGAUCAUGUUCUUGCUGAAAUUAGUUUUAUUGUUUAAUUUAAAUGUUUCUUUAACUGUUUCAGAUUUGCAGCCAGAUGCCAUCAAUGCAGGAUGUUUUCGGAUAUAGUCCAUCUUCUGUAUUAACAAUACGCAAACUAAACGCACUGUUGGCUCCACAGUUCAGUCCAACUGGCUCAAACAGGAGGCAUUAUGAGGGUGCUGUUUAUUAUCAAUUCUGCAAAUAUGUUAGAGAAGUUGCUGGUAUGUAUAAUAUUAAUCUAUUAUCUUGUGUAAUUGGCUGUAUCAAAACAAUUGCAAUUGAAGAACAUAAUACGAACACCUUGUGUAUUUCAGGUGGACGUCGAGGAGAUGUUACAUUAGGCCACAUACUACAGUUUGCAACAGCAAGCGAUGAAGAGCCAUAUUGGGGUUCACGGUAG
Molecule: messenger RNA, 9007 nt
Organism: Paramuricea clavata
Lineage: Eukaryota; Metazoa; Cnidaria; Anthozoa; Malacalcyonacea; Plexauridae
Source: the annotation of a GenBank genome assembly